Molecule: messenger RNA, 1865 nt
Organism: Pseudovirgaria hyperparasitica
Lineage: Eukaryota; Fungi; Ascomycota; Dothideomycetes; Acrospermales; Acrospermaceae
Exons: 2
Coding region: 165-1784 (539 amino acids)
Source: RefSeq, a predicted model, not a curated record
GCAAGCUCUAUACGUGCUGUUCGGCUUUUAUCUUUGGAAUAAUAUAACUAUUAAGUACAUGGCCACCAUCCCGUCCGCAACCUUCGCAGCCACAAGUCCUCCGUGCAGCCCAGAAGGGGGCCGAGGAGCCUGGAACUUCUCUGUCCCUCUUACUGGAGAGUGCCAUGCAGGAACAAUCUUUUGAAGAAACGCAACAUACCGCUAUCAACCCCCAAAGAGGUUCCGCGAACAGCAAUCUAAUACGACCAGCACAACGCAGAAAGAAUACUACAGAAUCUCAAAACUCCGGGAAGUCUCUUACACGACAGGAAUCAGGGCAUUUUCGACAAGUGCGAGCCAACCAGCUCUCCAGAAAACAGAGCGAUCUGAGCGUUAAUGCGAACGGACCCGACGGCUUGAGCGACCUCUUCAAGGAAUCAGGCCACACCCGUAAUGGUACACACAGUGCAAUGGGAGAGAAGCGAAAGUUGACCACUAACGGUGCUCAUGGCACAAUAAAGCCAACGGAAGACUCGAAAUGGAUCCACAGGGACAAGCUUGCGCAGAUAGAGAGCAAGGAAUUGGAGGAGGCAGGAUUCAGAGUACCUCGACAAAUGAGCAGAUCAGACUCUCGUACACAAUCUCGCGCGCGCUCUCGAGGACAAUCAACUGAACGUAGGGAACGCAGUCAAAGUCGAAAUCGUAGAACAACAGAAGAGUAUAACAUUGAAGAAUCGCUACCUCCCGCAAAUACAUUACAUAGUCGGUAUUCUAGCAAGGAUCUAAAGGAGAGUCAAAGGUACAAAGCGCCGACACCAAUUCAGCCCUUGCGGCAAGAGGAGGAGAUAUUGGAAACGGAACCAGAGCAUGACGACCCUGCAGCAUGGGACCUGAGGACACCGGCAGAAAUUGCGGCUGACCGAGAACGUGCAAGAUCAGGGUCCCGGCCUGGAGGUUCCAGACUACCACUUGCCAUGGAUAGCCCCAUUCCCGUCCCUAACAUCGUAGUAGAGAGAGACUCGCCUUUGACUAGAAGUAGACAAGGCAGCUCAGCAGCAAACCGGUCCAUCCUUGAACCGGCGAUCGUGUUCAACCGAAACGGCCGGAGUGGUAGUGUUGGUAGCGAAGUUCUGCUCGAUGAGGCUGAGACUCCUCAAAAUCCUUCGUUCAAGCAAGCUACUCCUAGUCCACCUCAAACGUCGCCUUCGAAAGCCAAGUCCCCGACUAAGAUCAAUGCAACUGGCAAGAAGAAAGACCGUACCACUUCCGGAACAAAACCACGGCAAAGUUCAUCAAAUACGAAACGGCCUGGCACCUCGGAGGGUCUACAGCGACCACAAACCGGCCACAGACCGAAUCGACCCGAAGGUGAAGCGCCCUGGAUUGCCACGAUGUACAAACCUGACCCAAGUCUACCUCCGGACCAGCAAAUCAUCCCCACCCAUGCUAGAAGAAUGGCACAACAGCAGUGGGAACAAGAGGGCAAGACCGGUUCAAUUUAUGACACCAAUUUCGGACUGCUCAAUACGGAGGAGUUCAACAGGCCAGCUACGAGGACACCCCCAGAGGAAGAGAAGAAGCAAGAGGAGGGUCAACAAUGGCCAAUCAUACAACCUGCAAGCCCGAAACCGGAAUCUAUACGUCCUGGGGGAGGCUACAAGACUAUACCCACUAUCUCCAGUCCACAGACACCCGCCCGAUCCACGCCAACACCAAAUCCCCGACCUGUCGAUUCGAUCAGAAUGGAAGACCCCGGUGAAGAUGAAAAACCACAAAAGAAGGGCUGUUGCUGUAUUAUUAUGUAGCUCUUUAUUUGACAGAGCUGUGCGUUCAAGAUUUCACUUUCUUAUACCCUUUCGUUCUCAAACCAGUAGCGAGCGCGUCAU